UGGCUUUGCUAACUUACCCGUCAUCCAAUGCGCACAACAAAGAUGGCGGCGCCCAUCAGGGAAUUGGCGAUAUUUCUUCUCGGACUGUCCAUCCAGUGUGCGCUUGGUCAUGUCAUUGAGCUGAAUAAUAACUUUCUUGAGGACAGACAUAAAGGAUCUUGGCUUGUGGAAUUCUAUGCGCCAUGGUGUGGACACUGUAAGAAGCUGGAGCCAGUGUGGCACCAUGUAGGCCGGUCCCUGCAGGGGUCUCCCAUCAAGGUAGCACGGGUAGACGCCACCAGAUACACAGCUAUUGCCAAUGAGUUUACAAUCAGGGGAUACCCCACCAUCAAGUUUUUCAAAGGGGACCAGAUUUUCACCCACAAUGGAGGAAGGUCCAUGGAAGACAUUGUGCAGUUUGCUCAGAGAGCACAAGGUCCUGCAGUGAGAGAGCUGAGAAGUGUGACCCAGCUGAAUGAUCUACGCAUCAAACACUCUGUGUUCUUCCUGUAUGUGGGAGAUGACAAUGACUCGGAGCUGAAGACAGCAUACAGUGCAAUAGCUGAAGAUUAUGUGUUGAAGGGCUACUUUUACCAAGCUCCACCCACCAUUCUACCUCAGGAUAUCAAAGUGGACACAUUACCAACAGUUCUGGUGUUGAAAGAUCGAAAAUUCUUCAAAUAUGGAGGUGGUGAUAAGGCCUCACUCAAAGACUGGAUAGAACUGGAGAGGUUCCCAGCAUUCCCCAGGAUAUCUGGUGACAACAUCAAUGAACUUGCAGGUUCAGGCAGAAAGAUAGCAGUGGCAGUGAUAGAGGACAGCUCAGUCCCAACAGAUGUUGAAGAAGACACAAGAGUUAGGGAGAUGCUGCAGGAACUGGCCAAGGGCAGAGACACAGAGUUUCACAGUACCUUUCUGUAUGGCUGGAUGGACGGGACAGAACUCAUCAACCAGAUCACCAUGAGUUUUGUCAACACCCCAGCCAUUAUUGUCUUGGAGCCUUCCACAGAAUCCUACUACCUACCAGACACCCCCAGUGCAGGAAUGGCACGGCCACAACUCAAGGGCUUCCUCAGAAAAGUCAUCAGUGGUGAUGCACCUGCACAUGGUGGGAACAGUAUCUUACAGAGAUUGAAACGAGUCCUCUAUGACUUCAUCACAGGAGUCACGUCGCUGUUCCGAGCGCAGCCUUUCAUAGCCAGCAUCCUGCUUGGCCUGCCCACCUUCGUGGUGUCAUUCCUGUGCUAUUCGCUCUGCACCACCGAGGUUGUGGAUGACAUGGAGGAUGAAGAUGACUUGUCAGAGGAUGAGAAAGAAGAUGAGGACAAGAUUGACAGGUAUGAGGAGGUGUCAGGGCACAUGAAGAAAGAGUGACUUAAGACAUGGACCAUUUUAAUAUCCGUCUCAUUUUCCUCUCAUAGUAAUAGCAGUUAGAAUAUUGUGGAUUUAACUUACAAAGC
This is a messenger RNA of Branchiostoma floridae (Florida lancelet), 1439 nucleotides long. Its product is annotated as protein disulfide-isomerase TMX3-like. Bases 28 to 1353 code for a protein of 441 amino acids. Gene Ontology annotation, molecular function: protein disulfide isomerase activity. The transcript has 16 exons. Gene Ontology annotation, biological process: peptidyl-cysteine oxidation. NCBI's taxonomy places the organism in Eukaryota, Metazoa, Chordata, Leptocardii, Amphioxiformes, Branchiostomatidae. Gene Ontology annotation, cellular component: endoplasmic reticulum. The record is from RefSeq and is a predicted model, not a curated record.